Messenger RNA from Numida meleagris (helmeted guineafowl), 9387 nucleotides. RefSeq names its product coiled-coil domain containing 187 (gene CCDC187). Gene Ontology annotation, cellular component: centrosome. The transcript is spliced from 31 exons. Gene Ontology annotation, biological process: microtubule anchoring. Gene Ontology annotation, molecular function: microtubule binding. Lineage: Eukaryota; Metazoa; Chordata; Aves; Galliformes; Numididae. Bases 408 to 8582 code for a protein of 2724 amino acids. The record is from RefSeq and is a predicted model, not a curated record.
AGCGGCCUCUCACCCCGGGCCCAAACAAAGGUGCGGCGGUGCUGGCAGCGUGCGGGGCUCCCGAGGACGGCCCUGCACCUCGCAGAGCUCACGGGCAGGGCAGGGCAGGGACGGGCCCGGCCCCGCUGCCAGUGAGGUUCUGGUGCCGGGGAACUGGUGCCCGCGUGUGGCUGAGCUCCGGGAAGGAGCAGAGGAUGGGAUGUUUGGCACCGAGCUCUUUCUCACGCCUCCCUUUGGAAGUGGCUCCGGGGAUUCUCUGCUGUGCAGCAGCUCUGGCUCUUUCACAGAUCCCCUCUGAGUUGCUCCUCUAGGUGCUUUCCCGCAGCUCCUGAGGGGAGACCACUCUGUGCAUGGAGGCUACAAAAGGAGUGGCUCUCAAGCAAGCAGAACUGUAGCACAGCUGAGGGAUGGAGAGCAGCUUUGCAUCCAGGGGAUCCGUUCCUCUGGCUGAUGUGACCCUGGCUUGGAAGAGUCUUCAGAAAGCCAAAGCAGUGGUACGUGUGCUCCGGCUGUCAUGUGUUUUGCUGUCUGCCACAUCCCUGUGCACCCCCUCUGCAGGAUUCUCUCAGAGUGUAAUUGAAAGCCAUCUACAAGGGAUUGAAAACAAAUUUUGUCGUCAAACGCGGAGCCGUGCCAACCCGCAGGCAGCCAGGGGAGAGCUUUGGAACGGAGAAAGCUGCGAUGGAAAGAGAAGCAGAGAUGAGACAGCUCUGAAGGAGAAAAACCGCAGUGAGGUUCCCGUGUCCUGCAGAAAGAGGAACUGUGCUGCCCUGUCCCCUGCUGGGUCCCACCCCCGCUUCCGUGGCAGCUGUGCUGCCAGCCCCGGCCCACCCAUGGCCCCGCUGGCCCCCAGGGGACACCCACCCACAGCACCAGCCGGGAUGGGGGCUGCCGAUGGGACACAGCCCCCUGCACUGAGCCUGAGGGAGGAUUUUGGAGAGUGGGUAGAUUCAGGAGGUCACACGGUACAAAAGGGAAAACAUCCCUGCUCCCCGCAUCACACACCUUGCCCCUUGGCAGGGAGCAGCCCGUUCUCAGCCCCCGUGCCCGUGGCUGUCCUGCUCCCUGUGUGCUACCCUUCAUCGGCCAGCAGCCCCAGUGACCAAAAGCUGGACGGGCUGCCGAGAAAGUCACCCUGGAAGAAGUUAGAGCAGCUCAAGAAGAAAAUCCAGGAGCAGAAGAAGCAAAACCAGCAAGCUGCUUCUCAGGGGCAGAAGUGCCUGACUGCAUCCUGUGCUCGAGAGCCACUGCAGGACAGACCCCUGAAGAGAAAAGUGUGCAGAUUGCCUGCCCCUCCUGCUCCACGUCCCACAGACCAAAGAAAGAGUAGCUCAGCACGGGGGACUCAAACACAGAGCCAGAGGCAGCCCUCACCCAAGUCCUCUUCUCUGGAGAGAGCAGCAGCGGGUGAAGGUGCAAAGCUCCCCGGCGCUUCUGCAUGGAGGGAAGGUCAGAAGUUAGCUAGGAAGAUCCUCGGUCCUCCACCUGCAUUUCCAAAGCUGGGGAGCAGAGCUGAAGAGCAGAGCACUGGAAACGCCUAUGAGCCCGGCAUUGCGACGCCAGCAAUGGAGAACAGCUCCAGAGAGAAGAGAAAGGAACCUGUGGGGAAAAGGCCCGAAUUGCAAAGCUGCGCAGUUCCCCACCAUGGCCCUGCUGGAAGGAGCAGCAGUGCACCAACCAAAGGUGCAAAACAAAUACUCAGGAGCCUGCAUUUGCAAAGGCAGUGCCACGAUGGCCGCAGGCAGAGCAGGAUCCCAGGAGAUACCGCAAAGGGAAAGGUUUUGCAGCAAUACCAGCCACCUUCAGCUGGACCUCAGGACACGGCUCCCUCCACCUUUAGUGCAGGAAAGAUAAGGGCUGCAUUAAUUACAGCAGGAGCCAAACCCUGCAGCUCCGGAAGAAUCCACAGAGGGAAAAGCACAUCUCCUCGGGGGUGGAUGCCUGUGUGGAAGGGGUCUGAGAAAGAAAACCUGAAACACCUUCCAAAGAGGAGGACAAACAUUAAAAAACCUCACCCCUACAGCCGUGACGUUGUUCAGGAGUUUAUGUGUCGGAAGAAUGAAGAGAGAAAGAGAAGGAAGCUGGAAGAGAAAAAGGCUUUGAUGCAGGCGGUGGAAAUGAGAAACAAGAGGCUGCAAGAAGUAUACAGGAAACAGAGAGAAGCUCUUGGAAAGAAGACGUGCUCUGAGCAGACGUGCAAGCUCAUCGGGGGAGCAGCUGCUGCCAAAGGAAGCCCUCAGCGCACACUCGAGCAAGAGCAAACCAGUGGUGGAACCCCGGAGCGCAGCAUCAUGGCCUGGGUGGAAAAAGCAUCCCGUGCUCCACUACAUCGAGAUCCCAGAGACAGGGAUCAGCUUCUAGAAACCGUUCAAUCACUGAAAAACAGAGAUCCAUUACCUUCUGCAGCACUUCUGACAUCUGAAUCCUGGCUUCCCAGUCCUCUGAAAUGUCAAGACUUGAGGGACUGCUCCCCCCCAGCCCUGUACGCACCUCCUCUGAGCUUUUCCCCUCCUCAGAAAGAUGCAAAACCAGAUUUCAAGGACUUGACUUCUGGCCUUUCUCCAUACAGAAAUAAAUGGGACCGAGUGAAAGCCAUACACGACCUAUCCAAGGAGCUUGCAGAAAAGAUUGAGAUGGCAACUAAGAGACUGAGCGCAACAAGCAGUGGUAAAGAUUCUGCUGACAAAAUAUCAGCAGAGACAACCUGGGACCUUUUCAAUGAAUCUUCUGUCCCAGAGCCUGAGACAUCCAAAGAUGAGCAGGAUGGAACAAUGACUGUACAGAUGCUGCUGGGAGCCCCAGGCCAUGAUGAGUUACAUGUGCCAUCAGAUAGGGAAUGUCAUGGACCGAGCAGGAUUUGCCUCGUGGAUAGCAACAAGGGAACAGCAGACCUGGACAGAGAGAAUAAAAUAGGAAGUUCUUUGUCUGGUGGGAGUGCUGUGAGCAAAGAAUUGCCAUGGAUCACCUACGGUAUAAGGCAGAGACAUCCCAGCACUGGGGAGAACAUGAGCAGCACGUUGAAAGGUUUCCCUGUGAAUAAAGGCUCCGAAGUGGACAUGAGCCUAUUGCAUGAAAAGCCAAUAACCAGCCCAGCCUCUCCGUCUCACGGAUUCCUUGCUAGAAGCCCACGGAGAGACCCCGCAGCUCGGAGGUGUGAGGCCGUGCCAGGACUGCAGGAUCGAGGGGCAGCUGCCCAGUGCCAUCCCACCACAGAGAGCCUGAGGACAGCGGGCAGCCACACACUGCAGCCCCAUGGAGCUGAGCAGCACUCCGUUUCUGCAGGUGAGGGAGACCCCAGCUGUGCAGAACUGAAAGAGAAACACAGGAGCCAUCUGGACAAUUUAAGACAAACUUCCCUCUUGCUGGCUCACAGACUGAAGGCCCAUCAGCUCCAGCAGAAGCAGCAGCUGACAGUGCUGAGUGAGAAAGCGAAGCUAGAGCUUCAGGAAAGCCAGAGGUUUUUGACUGACCUGCUUCAGAAUGACUUAAAGCUGUGCAGCAGUUCCAAAGGCAGAUACUCCUCUGUGCCAAAGUUGGACCAUGCAGAGCAAACACGGGCAGGGCACCAGUCCGCAGGUGACAGCACAGCUGGCAGUGAUGAAGAGAUGCAUUUGCUGAAACAACUUCCACUGAAUAUGGAGAGAGAUCACAGCCCAGAGGAUUCCAAAACUGUGGGACAAAGGAAAUCUCUGAGAGGAAGGAGUUCACAUGGCUCAGCCCUUCAUGAAGGAUCUCUGCUGGCAGAGGACACGGAGCCACUGCACGGCCACCAAGGCCUGAACCUGCUGUCACCUCCGGUAGAGCUGCCCCAUGGGGAGCCCUGCACAGAGGAUGGCUCUGGGGAGAGCAGUGACCAGGCCAGCCAGUGGAGUGAUGUCAGCCGGCACUAUGGACGCUCCAGCUCCUUCUGCUGCUUCAGCCUGGCCAUGGCGGAGCAGUGCCUGAGGGGAGAGGAGCUGCGCGCUCGCCACCAGGCCGCCCUCCUCGAGCUUCGCAGGAAAGCUCUUCGGGAUAAAGCCAGAGCGGAGCUGGCCUGGCUGGGCCACCAGAGGCGCUGUCUGGAAAUCCUGCAAGAUACUAAGGGAGCCUCUGCUGUGGCUGAGAAGCAGCGCAAAGUCCUAACAGAGCUGAAACGGGAGCAGGUAGAAAUACAACACCUGCAAAAUAUCUACAGAGCAGCCCAUCAAGAAAGGAAGCUCUUAUUAAAGCAACAAAGAGAAAUCUUAAUGAUGCGACAGUCAACAGCAAAACUCCAGGACGAGCUGCAUCAUCUAACUGGGAAGAAAAAGCUUUCCAGGAGCCCAGCAACUGAAGAAAUAAUUAAGCCAAAGAUGAGACAGAUUUCUAGUGCUAUGUUAGACUCCUCCUUGGCAGAAUCUACAAGGCCCUAUGUGCCUGGGCAUAACCAGAAUUGUGUCCAGCUAAAGAAUAAACAAAGCAAGAAAUAUGAUGGCUUUUCUACCAAGAAUAAGAAAACACUGGUACAGUACCAGGAACUGACAGAGGAGCCCCUGAGUUUGGAGCAGUCCCUUGGUGCACAAGGUCCUGAUGCAUGUGGAACAGUAGCCAAGAAAGUCUGUGAUGCCACCAGUCAAACCACAGGUGUGGUCUUUAUGAUCAAAAAUGCCAUAAACACAUGUGAUGAUACACCAUUCUUAGAAGACCAAGAGGAUGAUUCUGUGACAGUGGAGAAAGCACCCAGGGAGCAGAGAAGUCGCAGAACUUCUAGAGAAGAAGAAGACUCGUGUAGUCCAUUUCAGGCUGGGACAAGGAAGAAAGAUCUUUCUUUUGAUGACCAAGACAGUGAAAAAAGAUCAGCACCAAUUUCAAGUGAAGCUACAGUAAUGAAAACUCAGUUAAGGAAAGAAAGUUCAUUAGAUGAGCCGAGGGGUAACCCAGAUUCUGAAAGAAAAUCACAAAUCAUGCAUGCAGGUGAAAAAGCACCUUCUGAAAUCCUUUUUUCAGAAGAUGUUCCACAUGAAGUGGAAAUGUCUGCCCCCUGUAAGAUCCAUCAGGUGGAUGGCAGUCAGUGUCUGAAGUCUUUGGACCAUAAUUAUCAAGAAACUUCUGAUGAAGAACUACACUUGAAAGCAUUUUCCGAAGGAUUAGCUUCUACUGAGUCAUUGUCCAAGUCAAACAACUUCUCUCCAAGCUCUGAAAACGCCAGAUCUGACUGUUCUCUCCCAGAUUUUCAGAAAGUGUCUGCAGUUUGGAUUGAUGUUUCAGAAUGCUCAAUUUCAGACUUUGAAUUGGAGGUUCAAAAUGGCGAGGACACAGAUGUCAGUAUCCCAGAAGAAUUCCUCUAUGAUGCUUUUCCUAAUACUCCAAAAGAGACACCAUUAGCAAUAGAUUCUGUGAGGAAAACAUUACAUAGUGAUGAACAAAAUGAACAUGGAGUGCCCAAGGAUGACAGCAGCACAGAGAUCUCAUCACACUCUCAGAACUUCAAGAAAUACCCUGCAGAGGCUUCAGCUCCUGGGUGCACUGGUCAUUUGCUAUCUUUCCUUCCAACAGACAAAGCAAAUACCUCCAAAACAAUGCUAUUGAAUUCCUCCCAGUUUGAUAAACCUGCCAAGGGAAUGGAUAAGCCACACUUGGAAGCCUCAGAAAACUUAAAAAAUGCAGCUGCCAGCUCUUUGUGCAGCGAUGAUAUUUACCAACUUCAGAUCUACCAACAGCACAAUCCUAAUUCCAUAACUAACAGUCCAAAAAGGAAUGGUGGAAUUGACAGUUUAUUAGAGGAUCAAAAUCUUCCCCUGAUGGAGUCUUUGAAUCAUCUGAAUUUGUCUGCUAACCAGUUUAGUAGCACUGUCUCUUUUCCACCUGACAAAGACAUUGCAAAUGAUAAAUUAGUAGCAUGUCUAUCGUCCAGAAACGCAGCAGUGCAAAAUAAUCAUGUGCAGCUUUUGAAUGAGAAGGUCAUAUCUGGAAAACUUGAUAAGGUUGUAUCUCUGCCCUUGUCCACACAAGGAAUUCCUCAGGAAGUCCAUACAGAAAUCUGCUCCUCUGUGUCUUUGCAGAGGUUGGUGUCAGGAACUCAUAACAACUCAAAAAAUGACAGGCAGGCCGCAAAGGAAUUGGGGAAUGAACAGUUUUCUUCCAUUACCUCAAAAAAGCAAACGUUUCAAUCUGAGAACUCUUUCAGAAGUGGAGAUGAUACAAUUUUUAUUAGUGAUGAGGGCCUCCCUCCUGCUGAUGAGGAUACCUUGUCAGAAAUACUGUCUCCUGUUGAUGAAGUGUUGUCCUAUGGAAGUGCUGACUUGCCAUCCUCUAAUAGAAAGGAUUUGUCAUUUCCAAGUGAAGAUCUUCCUCCUCCCCCUUUAGGUGAAGAUACAAUGAAAAAUGAUGAUUCUAGCUUCAGUAUGGAUGAUUUCCCAUCUCCACCAGAACAAAUGACAGUCUCAGAGACUGGACAGUGUAUGAAUGAAGAUAUAUUACUGAAAGUGGAUGCAUUCCCCCCAUUACCUGAUAACAUCGUGACUGAAGAAUAUCCUCUGCUCAAUCAAGAGCCAGUUGAUAUCUUUUCAAUUCAGGAACAUAAACUCUCAGAACAAUAUUUAGUCGAAGAAGAUAUUUCCUGUGCAAAGGAUCACUUGUCAGAAUACCAGGAAGGAGAACGUGAGAUGCCAUCACAGUCUUUGGAGCUUCUGCCUGUGCCAAAUCCUCUUUCUUCUAGUCAGGUCAGUGAAAAUCCUGCUUCCACGAUGAAACGAUGCAAAACGUACUUAACGCUGCCCGUAGCUGAGGAGGACAGUGACGACCCAUUAUCAUCAUUUGAAAUUGGGGACAGAGUAUUAGUAAAGCAGACCCAACCUGGAACCCUAAUGUUCAAAGGAGAGACUUGUUUUGACAGCGGCCAUUGGGCUGGUGUUGCACUGGACAAAGCUGAAGGUGAUCAUGCUGGAACUUACAAAGGGGUGAAGUAUUUUGAGUGUGCACAGCACUGUGGUAUCUUUGUCAGACCGGAUGAGAUUUCACACCUCUUGGAGGCUAACAAAAAUGGUUCCAGUUCCACUGGGGAUGAAGACUCAGACUCCUUCUAUGAUGAUGAAUCCUUCAAAAGAGAUUGCAAAUACCCUGAAGUCGGUGGGCAGGGUGCAAGGGUAACAGAGCAGAAAGCUGAAGAUACAAAAAGUGCAGGAGGAUCGGAAGUGCCAGAAAAGCAGUCUAGGUUAUACGUUGCCUUGCAGUCUGGAAAAGGUCAAAAGUUUCUGCAUUCUGACCACUGGAAAUGUGAUGAACAUCAUCAUCAAAACAAUUUAAUGUGCUUGGGAUCAGAUAAAGAAAAAACAGAUCUGAUACAAAUUAAACAAGGGAUGCUUGCGGAUGGGUCUCCAAAGGAAAAGAUUUGCCAUGCAGAUGGGAUAAAUACAAGCAAAAAUGUUUGUUGCUUGGUAGAGGAUCAGAAGAGAAAUAAACUCACUGAUGAUAUCGCAGCUGAACUCAGUAAAAAGCUUCUAUUUGAUGCAUUAAUUGCAUUCACUGAAACAGCUCAACACAAAUAUAAAAGUGCCUUUGAAAAAGAUGUGAUGAAUUAUAUCAAAGGCCUAAAACAAGAAGGCAGUCAGAAACAAUUUCUUAUCAAAGAAAAUCCAGUUGCUAGCUUAACUGAGCAAUCAGCAAAGGUUCUUAAUCUUCUACUGCAUGAUUUCAAUAUGCUUAGCAUUCAUGGUUGUCACACAGUAGCAGAAAGAAUUGUGACUAAAUUUGUACAUGAUGCAGUUAAAGAAUAUAAGAAGAUUAAAAGAAAACAAGGAGUAAAAACAGACAAGAUAUUUCCUUCAUCUUCAGAGACUUCUCCAAUUACUUUGCCUUUCCUUACGAAAAUCCUUGAUGCUGGUGUUUUUGGAAGCUCUAAAGAUUUUGAUCAGCCGAAUUCUGAUGAACGUGCUCUGGAAAGACAAACACAAAAGCAAUACUUGUAUAGGCUGGAUCAGUGGCACUCAGCUCCUUGGAAGAAAACUGAAGAAGUUCCCCUUGUGGUACCACACUAUACUUCGUAUGUUAAAAAUUUGGCUGCAUAUGCAGUGGAAGAAUUAUGGACUCCGGAAAAUGUUUAUUCAAAUUUCACAAGAACCAGUGUGCCAAAGGAUUUGAAGUGCAAUGACUUCCCAGGGAAUGAUUUGGAAACAGAAAGCAAGAGGAUGUAUAAUCAGGUUAUAUUCGAUUUGACUUACGAGCUUCUACGUGCGGAAUAUCAAGUAACUGCAAAUCCAAAUACAUUUCCAUGGUUGAGAGAAAAUUUGAGAUCUUGCUGUUCUAGGUGUCAUUGCAGAAGAACAGAGGUCGAUGAGGCUAAGACAUUUGUUCAGGGUGAAAUUAUUAAAAUAAUGAACCUGGAAAGGAAUGACUUAGAAAGGAAAAGAAAAUUCCUUAAUAUGACCAAGUACACAAACUGUGAGAGAGACAGAGUGGAUCUGAUUCUGAUUCAGGAGCUCCACAAAGAAGAAUCUCAGUGGACUUACUAUGAUGAUGAUGAAUUAACUGUGAAGAUGAACAUGACUGAAGAUAUAUUUGAUAGCUUGAUCCUUGAUACGAUCAGAGUUCUCAACAAGAUUUAUUUGAGAAAAGCCAGUGAUUAGAAGUUUGCCUGAAAGGUGGAGUUUUAAUCCCUGAUUUUUAAGGCAAGAGAUGCGUGAUUAAGAAUUUUAAUUCUGAACUUUACCCAUUACAAGUGUGGCUGAAGCGUUAUGUUCAUGUUUACGAUGAAAGGAUGCAAGUACAAAAAUACUACCUAAAAUAUUCUUCUUAAGUUUUGAGCUUUGGGAAUGCUCAUUAAGUUCAGUACUCUUCUUAGAGUGAUGUUACACAUAAUCUAAGUGGUGAAAAUUUUAUUCUUCUCUGUUUUUUUUAAUCAAGAUAGCACUUUAUUCACCUAUGCAAUUGGAGAGCUCCUUAUGUGUUUAAAAUUGUAUAGGAGUCUAUGAUUAUACAGACAGGGUUCAAAAGCAAUUUAUGUGUAAAUUGUCUUAUUCUUCAUUAUCACGUUCUGGUUGUGAAUGAUGAUUGAUGAAUCACAUUUUAAGAAAAACGUUCAGAAAAUCAAUGCUGUCUGUCUUGAGAACAUCAAGGUGCAGACAGAAUUAAAUCUCACAGGAAGUAAAUUGUUGCCGAUCUCUGUCUCUUGGAAUAAACUCUUCUAAAUUGGAACAGUCUAAAACUUUUCCUGAUCGGCACAGUGCCAUUACAAAGGUGACUGUGUACUAUUUUUUACAGCCUGUGAAUGAUUAUAUUUAAAAUCACAAUAUUUACAGUCAAUUUUUGAUGGGAAAAACUAUUGAAAUGCACUGUGUUUCUAUUUUUAAGUACUGAUGGUUUAACUGUUUUCAUACCGAUUUGUUUUCUGAAUAAACACAAUAAAUCCCAUGUAUUUCAUUUUUACGGAAA